GCAGAAAGGGGGCGUGGCCUGAGUUGCCACACCAGGCCCCGCCCCUGUCCCUUCCCCCAGCGCCACCAUGGCCCCCCCCAGGACCCUCGGCCUGGUCCUGCUGCUGCUCGCCUCAGGAUUGGCCGCGGCGGAGCGAGAUUGUUCCGGGUGCCUCCUGGGGCCGGGACCAAUCACAGCACUCGUUGUUGGUGACGUCAUCCUGACGCUGCUGAUCGCGGGCGGAGCCUAUUGGCUGGCAGGGCGGGGCCACAGAGCCCCGCCCAAGCCCCGCCCCCCGGAGCAGGACUCGCACUACCAGGAGCUGCAGGGCGCGCGCGGGGACAUCUACAGCGAGCUCAAGCGCUGAGCGCAGCCUCCCCCGCGGCCUCCGCCCUCCGCUGCCGCCAUUAAAGCGCUUUUUGCCCCUUCUGCA
This is a messenger RNA of Agelaius phoeniceus (red-winged blackbird), 412 nucleotides long. NCBI's taxonomy places the organism in Eukaryota, Metazoa, Chordata, Aves, Passeriformes, Icteridae. The record is from RefSeq and is a predicted model, not a curated record.